This is a messenger RNA of Nasonia vitripennis (jewel wasp), 1873 nucleotides long. RefSeq lists its product as uncharacterized. NCBI's taxonomy places the organism in Eukaryota, Metazoa, Arthropoda, Insecta, Hymenoptera, Pteromalidae. Bases 920 to 1609 code for a protein of 229 amino acids. The transcript is spliced from 4 exons. The record is from RefSeq and is a predicted model, not a curated record.
CGGCACCGAAAAAAGUAUCGAUCCGCGCAGCCAAUCUGUACCUCCAUUCACGCGGUCCUCUCUACUCAUCGGCAACGCCAGUUCCCUCCUUUUUUCACGCUUUCUCUCUCUCUCUCUCUCUCUCUCUCUCUCUCUCUCUCUCUCUCUCUCUCUCUCUCUCUCUCUCUCUCUCUCUCUCUCUCUCUCUCUCUCUCUCUCUCUCUCUCUCUCUCUCUCUCUCUCUCUCUCUCUCUCUCUCUCUCUCUCUCUCUCUCUCUCUCUCUCUCUCUCUCUCUCUCUCUCUCUCUCUCUCUCGACAUUGCCCAGUUCAAAAUUCAUCAGAUUCAAAUGUUUGUACACCAUUUGCGUUGAACUUUUGUAUCGCCUUUUCAACCGCGCGUAUAGGUCCACUCCGAACAAGCGCGUCCGGUUAAGUGUAAAAAGUCAAUCCUAACCAAAAUAACUAGGAUACACGCGCGUGUCACGAUCAUCAUGCGGAGAUCCAAAAAUUCGCUCGUUAUCGCCGUCGGCUAGUACACGGAAGCGAGAAAGAAAAGCCAGCGCUGAGAUCAGGGGCGCGAGGAAGAAAGCGCGCGCGGAUCGAUCGAUCCCGGUGGCGGCUGGAAUUUCGCGAACGAGACUCGAGGCUUUCUCCUCCCGCGCGAAGAAAAGUGAAGGAGGCGGAGAAGAAAGGAAGCCGCGCGGCCAAUUAACCGACCUAUCGUCGCCGAAAUUGAAAAAUCUUUCGGGCGGCUUCCCGGGAUUGACCGACGUUACGACCGACCCAAACGGCAGUGCGCGAAUAGAUCGUAACGUCCUUUCCGGAUUAUCGGGAGAGUGGAGCAGCUCCAGCGACGGGUUCGACGUCGCGCGGCUGGGCGAAGAAAAUCCCGCUAGAAGCAUUCUGAGGGCUCGAAAGGAUCUUUUACUAGAGGGCUCUAUGUUUCGGUCGGCUGCACGCGUCCGUAGCACCGGCAGGCUGCGCGUCUCCGAUUGGAUUUCCAAGAUGCUCUUCCUGUGGUCGAGAGAGCCGGUGCCAGCAGCGGUGGGCGCGAGUCCUCGGGCCGGCCCGUGGUUCGCCUGGUUUGCCACGGCGGUUCUGCUCUGGCGUUGUCGUAGGCGUAUAGCCAGAGCCGUGCUCGGCGCGACGGCACCUCUGCGGUUGCUCAAACGCAAGCGCGGCGGUGGCCUCUCGACGAGCGUCGUCGUCUCCAAAGCGCAUCAUCACCAUCACCAGCCCAAGAGCUUGAAACAGCAGCAGUCGCCGAUAGCUGUGCAGCAACAGCUGCAGCUGCAGCCCAGGCAUCACCAUCACAGAAGACACAGAGUGACUUUGCCGAGCGCACCCGACACUCCCGAGGAACAUCAGCGCAGUUCUCACUUGAAGCACCAUCAGAGCAGCAGCAGUCCGAGUGAGCCGCAGAAACCGCAGGCGCAGUGUCGCGAGGUAAACGCGGUGACAAAGUCACGCCUCAGACGACUGCAUGCGGGCGACGGGCCGCACAUGAACGUAGGUCGCAAGCUCACCAUGAGCGCGAGCUGCUACCAGAUCAGCCAGCAGCUCUAUUGCAGGAUGACGAGGAGUGGCUGUGUGUACGGCAGGUAUCCUACGAAAUCGUCCGUCAAGUAACAGGUGGAACUCGCUCGCUCUGUAUUGUUCUUCUUGUCGAUGAUGUAAGAAUGUGCUGCUCGUGAAAUCCACUGUGAUGGAGGAGCUGUGUAAAAUUGUUUUAGUUAGUUUUUAAAUCAGGAGUUAACUGGUGGUGAACUGUAAAUGUAUUUAUUGUCAAAAGUUGAUAUAGAUGUUGGUUUACGUAAUGAGAAAUACAAAAUUUCUAGUCAAUAUCAUGCAUUAGAGAACCUUGAAGCUCAAAAUAUAAUUUCCACUAGCGAA